Messenger RNA from Caenorhabditis remanei, 930 nucleotides. RefSeq lists its product as uncharacterized. The transcript is spliced from 5 exons. Bases 1 to 930 code for a protein of 309 amino acids. Lineage: Eukaryota; Metazoa; Nematoda; Chromadorea; Rhabditida; Rhabditidae. The record is from RefSeq and is a predicted model, not a curated record.
AUGGUAUCCAUUUGUUAUAAAGAUUUCGCCGGUGAAAAAUGUAAAAAGUAUAUUUUGAGAGGAGCUCGACGCUACUGUAAAGAGAUGAUGAAACCGUCAGACGAAGCAUAUUGUUACGAAUUAGUACCCUCAUUGAAACCCACCACUACAACUGAAUCGACAACUACAACUACAACAACCACAACAACCACCACUACAUCGGUGCCUACAACUCAAAAAAGUAACACUGGAAUGCUGAUUGGUAUGUCUAUCGGAUUCAUCGUCUUGCUUCUCGUAAUCGGUAUAUGUUGGAUGCGAUGUUGGUUGAAGAGAAGAAGAGCUCGUCGAAACGAAUUGACAAUCGCUGAUGGUGGAGAAACAGGUGCUAAUGGUGGAAAGAAGAAAACAGGAAAAGGGACAACAACCGGAACUACAAAAACUACAAAAACUGGAAAAACUGGAAAAACAAAGAGAACUAAAGAAACUACGAAGACUGCUAACUCAACUAUGGUCACACGGAAGAAUACAAUUGUCUGUGUUGGAAUUCGAAUAUUUAGUGAUUUAACGGCUGGAAAUUACACUAGAGCUCAAGCGUUGUGCAAUGGAAACGGAGGAUACAGUAUCACAGGACCCAGUAAUUCGACAGAGUUCGCGUUUUUCCAAAAUCUUUCGAGAACAGCCCUCGCUCCACUGACUCCGAUUUCUAAUAAUAAGAACAGUGUCUGGGUUGAUGGUUACUGUAAUGCCACUGGUGAAUAUACCUUUGACGAUGACUCUCAUGAAGGGUCGGGCGGAUAUCAAUUCUUUACUGGAGAGCCAAAUAAUGGUGCCACGGCUGCACUAAUGCUCUAUCAACAAUAUCGGCUGGGUGAUGUUGGGUAUGGUUCCACUACUAGUUCUGGAUAUGCCUUCCGUGGUGCAUAUUGUCGUUUGAAGGAUGUUUUGGUUUAA